CUAGCAAAAAACAACAGCGGUAAAUCCUUGUUUCAAACUUCUGCUAGUGCAAGUCAUCAUCAUUGAGUUAAUAUUUUAAACAUUCAAUAUUUUACGGAAAUAAUGGCUGAGGUGGAAUUAUUCGUGGCUGAAAAGGACGAAUCUGAUGUCCGGCCAAUGAAGGAUACUCCACUGGAUGAACUUGAUAUGGAGGAUUUAUAUACGAAAUACAAGAAGUUACAAAAAAUGUUAGAGUUUUUGGAGGUUCAAGAGGAGUAUAUCAAAGACGAACAACGGAACCUCAAAAAGGAAUACCUUCACGCGCAAGAAGAAGUUAAACGUAUCCAAUCCGUUCCUUUGGUCAUUGGUCAAUUUCUGGAAGCUGUAGAUCAAAACAACGGAAUUGUGGGUUCUACAACGGGAUCAAACUACUUUGUUCGAAUCUUGUCUACAAUUGAUCGAGAAUUGCUGAAACCCUCCGCUAGUGUAGCAUUGCAUAAGCACAGCAAUGCUCUGGUAGAUGUACUACCACCGGAGGCGGAUAGCUCGAUCUCAAUGCUCCAAGCCGAUGAAAAACCGGAAGUUCAAUAUUCGGAUAUAGGAGGUAUGGAUAUGCAGAAACAGGAAAUUCGUGAAGCCGUCGAAUUACCGCUCACUCACUUUGAAUUAUACAAACAAAUUGGUAUCGACCCUCCCAGAGGUGUUCUGAUGUAUGGACCGCCAGGAUGCGGCAAAACUAUGCUGGCCAAGGCCGUGGCUCAUCAUACAACAGCCGCUUUUAUAAGAGUUGUUGGGUCCGAGUUUGUUCAGAAAUAUCUAGGGGAAGGGCCUCGCAUGGUACGUGAUGUAUUCCGCCUGGCAAAGGAGAAUUCACCGGCUAUCAUUUUUAUUGAUGAAAUUGACGCAAUUGCCACCAAGCGAUUUGAUGCCCAAACUGGUGCUGACAGAGAAGUACAACGUAUUUUGCUUGAGCUACUGAACCAAAUGGAUGGAUUUGAUCAAACAACAAACGUUAAGGUCAUAAUGGCAACCAAUCGUGCCGAUACGCUGGACCCUGCUCUUUUGCGUCCAGGACGUUUGGAUAGGAAGAUUGAAUUUCCCCUACCUGAUCGCCGUCAAAAGCGUUUGAUUUUUUCUACAAUCACAGCAAAGAUGAAUUUGUCUGAAGAUGUCGAUCUAGAAGACUACGUUGCCCGUCCGGACAAGAUAUCAGGGGCUGACAUCAAUGCUAUUUGUCAAGAAGCCGGCAUGCAUGCCGUUCGUGAAAACAGGUACAUAGUGUUGGCUAAAGAUUUCGAAAAGGGUUAUAAGAACAACAUCAAGAAAGAUGAAACUGAACAUGAGUUCUAUAAGUAAGAAUUUGUAAUCACUGAGUAUCUGAAUAAACAGAAUAACACCCAUUUUGUAUUUA
Messenger RNA from Armigeres subalbatus, 1390 nucleotides. It is a transcript of the gene Rpt3, whose product is annotated as 26S proteasome regulatory subunit 6B. Gene Ontology annotation, cellular component: proteasome regulatory particle, base subcomplex. Gene Ontology annotation, molecular function: ATP hydrolysis activity; proteasome-activating activity; ATP binding. Bases 103 to 1335 code for a protein of 410 amino acids. The transcript has 5 exons. The record is from RefSeq and is a predicted model, not a curated record. Lineage: Eukaryota; Metazoa; Arthropoda; Insecta; Diptera; Culicidae. Gene Ontology annotation, biological process: proteasome-mediated ubiquitin-dependent protein catabolic process.